AUGGGGAACCGUGUCGCUCGUGAGGAUUACGAAUGGGUUUAUACAGAUCAGCCACAUGCAGACAGGAGGAAAGACAUUUUGGGUGAGGAUUUUCCUUUCUCCUCCCAGACCGCAAUAGAAGCUAACAUUAGCUUGUCAGUUCGUAUUUUUCUAACAACUUCACCUACUAUCAAACUUGCCACCAACCAAAGGUUGUUAGCUUGCUAGUUAAGCAAACUGGUCAUUCAUUAUUUAGCUUGUUAGCUAUAAAUGUUAUUCUUGUCUUUCAUCAGAGCUGGCUGCUAGUUAGUUAAAGUUGGCUAGUUAACUAACUGGAAUCCCCCUUCAGGGAUGCUAUGUAGCUAGCAGUUGCUCACUGCAGCCACAGAUGAAUAGAUAAUUAGCUAGCUAAUGAUAAUAGAUAACUAACUAAAUAAUAUAUAAAUAUAAUAAUAUAUGCCAUUUAACAGACACCUUUAUCCAAAGCCACUUAGUCAUGCGUGCAUACAUUUUAUGUAUGGUGGCUGGCUAGUUACCUUGUGUUGUGAGCCAGGCAGGGAGAGGGGUGUUGGCUAGUAACUGAUCUAAUUUCAACCAUUGCUGUUGCUACCUACAAUAUUCGUCAUCUAGCUAGCUAGACAGGCCAAUUAUUAUGUAAAACGAUUAUGCAGGAACCCCUCUUUAUACUUCUAUUGGUCAAUUUUUAAGGUAGGACUCCAGUACAUACAGUACCAGUCAAAAGUUUGGACACCUACUCAUUCCAGGGUUUUUCUUUAUUUUUACUAUUUUCUACAUUGUAGAAUAAUAGUGAAGACAUCAAAACUAUGAAAUAACACAAAUGGAAUCAUGUAGUAACCCAAAAAGUGUAAAACAUAUCAAAAUAUUUUUUUUAUUUGAGAUUCUUCAAAGUAGCCACCCUUUACCUUGAUGACAGCUUUGCACACUCUUGGCAUUCUCUCAACCAGCUUCACCUGGAAUGUUAAUGGAACAAUUUCAAAGAUUUGACUGAGUUGCAGUUCAUAUGAGGAAAUCAGUCAAUUGAAAUAAAUUCAAUAGGCCCUAAUCCAUGGAUUUCACAUGACUGGGAAUACAGAUUUGCAUCUGUCGGUCACAGAUACCUUUAAAAAAAUGGGCCUCACAAUGGGCCUCAGGAUCAUUUUAUGGUAUUUCUUUUCAUUCAAAUUGCCAUCGAUAAAAUGCAAUUGUGUUCGUUGUCUGUAGCUUAUGCCUGCCCAUACAAUAACCCCACCGCCACCAUGGGGCACUCUGUUCACAACAUUGACAUCAGCAAACCAUAGACGUGGUCUGCGGUUGAGAGGCCGGUUGGACGUACUGCCAAAUUCUCUAAACCGAAGUUGGAGGCUUAUGGUAGAGAAAUUAACAUUAAAUUCUCUGGCAACAGCUCUGGUGGACAUUCCAGCAGUCAGCAUGCCAAUUGCACGCUCUCCUCAAACUGGAGACAUCUGUGGCAUUGUGUUGUGUGACAAAACUGCACAUUUUAGAGUGGCCUUUAUUGUCCCCAGCACAAGGUGCACCUGCACAAUGAUCAGCUUCCUGAUAUGGCACACCUGUCGGGUGGAUGGAUUAUCUUGGCAAAGGAGAAAUGCUCACUAACAGGGAUAACAAAUCUGUGCACAAUUUGAGAGAAAUAAGCUUUUUGUGUGUAAGACACAUUUCUGGGAUCUUUUAUUUUAGCUCAUGAAAGAUGGGACCAACACUUUACAUGUUGCGUUUCUAUUUUUGUUCAGUGUAAUAAUAAAUUGUGAACAUAUUUCAGUUUAUUGUUAACACAAAUGUUGCUAUACAGGUAACGAAACAAAUGUGUGUGUCAGGUUGACAUUGAAGUUGAUAUCCAAGUAAAGGGGGAUGUAUAUUGAUGUGACGUACUGAUAUGACGUCACCAUGACAGAAUGCUGGGUUCUUGUUAUACCGACAGUCAUGGAGUAAAGCCAUUAAAAUUGACCUCUGAGUCCGUUUGAUUCAAUUCAGUAUAAUAUCCUAAUUUAGCACAAGUUGUAAGUCUAGGAUGGAACACCAUGCAAUUUCCCCACCCUGUGAACUUAUUUCAGCUGCAGCCUAAUAAACUGGCUUAGUGGAAGGACCACACAACAUAUCGCGUGACUCCCACGUUUACAUCAAUAUAAUGGUUAUUAUAUAUAUAUAUAUAUAUAUUUGCGCAUAAGUAUUUCCACCACCAUUUCUCGCAUAAUUAAUUUUACAGACACAAAAAGAUUUUGUGAUGUCGACAUUUGGAAAGUUUACCGACAAAUUUGCUGUUUCCAUCAGGCCUGUCGUGACAUUUUUCUGUCCGACGUAUUGACUCUCAUAAAAAGGUUGGAAGGAAACCUGGCUAGUGACAAAGGACUCUCAUCCUGUCUGGCUAGUGACAAAGGAAUCUCAUCCUGUCUGAAUAAUGUGUAAGCUAUGGGAGUACAGCAGCAACAGGAGGCACAGAGGGACACUGCUAGUUACUACUGUAGAGACUGCUGGCUAGUAUUGCAGUCUGGUGGUGGCUUUUAGGGUUUAUCAGUGUUGUUGUCCCCUAUACUAACUGCAAUCAUCAUGGCCUCUCCUUCUCAGUAGGCAAUCCAACAAUACAAACCUAAGCUCUCUUGAAAUAUGAAUAAAAGCACAGUUUGAUUUCCUAGAAGUGAAAAUGAAACUCUGUUUCCCGGCACUGGCAGAAAUAGCCUUAAGGUAAAUAUUUUGCAAAGGUGGCUCUGUUUUGUCUUGGAGACUUAUCAGAUUUCUCACAUCUCUCUCCGCAGAGAAAUUGUAAAAUCCCAGAUAUGGUCAGGUGAACAGGUUAAGCCGACUUUAUAAUAAUUACUCCAGACAUCACUCCAAAAUCUAACUAUUGAUUUGAUCACUCCACAAAGUGAUAAGUAGUGCAAUUAGAUAGGAGUGCUGGACUAUUGUCAGCUAGCCAGCCCACCUCCUUUUGCUAGCCAGCCCACCUCCUUCAGCUAGCCAGCCCACCUCCUUCCACCUGAUUUCUUUCGUCCUUAUAUUUCAGUAGCACUGAUGAAACUAACCAAAGUGUGUUACGCUGUGAUAGGACAGAAAGCAAACAAUGUAACUUCAAUUGUUGAGUAUGAUUUGGUUAUAACAUUGCCUUGAUAAACACCAUCCACCCCAAUGGUUAGAAAGGUGAAAGGUCAUUAGUCAAGAAGCAGUCAGUGAGUAGUAGGCUAAACAGUCUGUCUAUCCACACAUCCAUUAUAAGUAACACAGUAAACUCAAGGUCAGCAUGGCCUGGCUUUCACUUUCUAGCUCAUAGCCUAGUUUUAAUAAAUCCCUGUGAUUUAAUAUAGGCUUACACACACACACACACACACACACACAAAAUAAUCAAAACUUCUGUCCACUGCAGCUGCUACCAACACUUAAACAAACAUUUAAAAUAGGCUACUACAUUUUACAAUUUUACAUUUACGUCAUUUAGCAGACGCUCUUAUCCAGAGCGACUUACUACAAGCUGGUAAUGUUGUAUAGGACCCAGCAAUUGUGGGUGUUUCAGGCUAUAUCACUAUGUGCAUUGUUACAAUGACUGUUCUACCUACCUGAUAAAGGUUUUCCUAUUCCUUUGUACACAAAACCCACGUUUGUGUGUCCCCAAAACAUUUCUAACUGGUUUGGAGGAGCGGGUGGAUGGUAAAUUGUACAUUUCACCCAUUCUCCAUCAGCUGAGACAUCAAGGUGAUAAUAAGGAUGUCAGUUUCUUUUUGGUGUUGCUUAACUUAACCCACAUGGGUGAAAUUCCAGUUGUUAUGUGGUAUAAGCUGAUAGGCCUGCAUCUAAAACCCUCCACCCUCUGUAACCACCCAGGUCCCAGUCUUGACCUUCUGUAUGGUUUGUUCUCAUUAGUAUGACAUGUUUUUCGGUCCUAUGUCAUUUGAAGGCCAGUUAGCUCGCUUAAUGUAGUUGGCAAUGAUUACGCUAGGCCUACAGUGACUUACAAGACUUUGAUACUAGCAGAGAGACAUUUUAUAAUUUUGAUACUGUGUGAUAACUUUAAUAAUGCUGUAGGCCAAACCCUCUGUGCUUUGAUUUUGUCACUCAUUGGCUGGGCCCUAGUGGACCUAGGCCUAAUCUGAAUCCACCCUUUGUGCACAUUAGGUUACUUUUUAGUCAGGAGUGAUUUAAGAUAAGUUCUCAAGGUGACACACAUCGUCACAAAAUGUAAGUUGUGACUCGCAGACUGCUUUAUUUGCAAAUGGAGGGUGGAUUUGGUAAGCUUAUUUGCAUUGCCCAUAUUCUUUGAAAGUACAUUAAUCAUUGUGGUCUCACAUCCUGCUGUGGCUGCCAGUCAAAUAAGAUACCAGUAUAAUUAGUGCUGUUUUGAAUGGCAAUUGCCAGACUGUUCCUGCAGGCACCUUUCUAUCAAUGGUGUUUGUGGUUGACAGUUUGGGACCUCUGGGCCUGUCCUGACUGAUCUUUUUAAGGGGCCAUUUGACAGAAGUAGCAACGAUGCGAAACUUGAGGGCUUGCAAAUGGUUACAAAGGUUACAAAUUGUAGGAAAUGUCCGAUAGUCUUUAUAUUAUGAUUGUAACAAUUAAAGUUCUGAAUUGGAAUGACAUGACGAAAGGAGUUGUAUCAAUGUUAUUUUUUUAUUAGUACUUUGUCAAAUAAGUAGGCUAAAUUUGAAAAUGAACCAAAAUCGUAUUCUUUCUCUUCUCUAACAGCAAAGUACCCAGAAAUAAAGACCCUAAUGGGGCCUGAUCCCAGGCUGAAGUGGAUUGUUUGCAUGAUGGUACUCAUCCAGUUUUUAGCAUUCUACCUGGUCAAAGACCUAGACUGGAAAUGGGUGCUGUUCUGGACGUAUGCCUUUGGCAGCUGUAUCAACCACUCCAUGACCCUGGCCAUCCACGAGAUCUCCCACAACACAGCGUUUGGCAACAGCAGGGCCAUGUGGAACCGCUGGUUCGCCAUGUUUGCCAACCUGCCCAUCGGGCUGCCGUAUUCUGCCUCCUUUAAGCGCUACCACCUGGACCACCACCGCUACCUGGGAGGAGAUGGCGUGGACGUGGACAUCCCCACUGAAUUUGAGGGCUGGUUCUUCUGCACACGCUUCCGUAAGUUUGUCUGGAUCAUCCUUCAGCCUCUGUUCUACGCCAUCCGCCCUCUCUGCAUCAACCCCAAGCCCAUCACCAGGCUGGAGGUGGCCAACGUGGCUGUGCAGCUGUCCUUCAAUGUGGCCCUCUACUGGCUGUGUGGAGCCAAGCCUGUGGUCUACAUGAUGGCAGGCUCCUUGCUGGGAAUGGGCCUGCACCCCAUCUCUGGACACUUCAUCGCUGAGCACUACAUGUUCCUCAAGGGCCAUGAGACCUACUCCUACUACGGCUCCCUCAACCUGCUCACCUUCAACGUGGGCUACCACAACGAGCACCACGACUUCCCCAGCAUCCCAGGACGUAGGCUACCUCUGGUACAGUAUGGGUGUUGAAAAAAUUGUUAUCAUGUACAUGUUAUCAUCAGACCAGUUUUAGCAUUCUAACUGUUGUCAUCAAAUAAAAAAUAGGCAAUUGGAAUUUGGGGGCAGGGGCAGCUGUUUUAAUUGUCUGAGUGACGGUUCCAUAGCUCUUUUACUGUAAUGAAGUGCUAGUAAUGAACUUUUAUUUGCAUACAACUUACAUUUGCAGCCAGAAGUGCUUGUCGUGAUGAAACAGGAUAAGUCAUAUAAAAAACAAGGGUAAUAAAAAUAUAAGAACAUCCUGUAAAACAACCAUAUUCCUCCAAAUAUGUUUAGGCAGACUGUUCCAAUGUCUAGGCUCAGCAGAAAAGCAUUUGACUUCACCAGACCCAGGGAGACUUUAACCUCUAGCUCUAUUUCGUUGCACAUUCUGUGUUUGGAGAUGUAAAUGAUUUAAAGGAUUACCAUUGUGAAAGAAUGUUUGUAGGGAAAAGUGUUGCAUUGAGUAUUCUUAUCUGAUUCAGGAUCGCUGCAAUUUUGCUUUGUUUGAGUGCCCCUGGAACUUAAGAGAAACACUUGAAGAUGCAAUAUGUAUAAAUCAAUCCACCAUUUCCUUGUUGCAAAAAUUCUAAUAGUUUGCCUAAUUUUAGGUUGUGACAAAACAAGCAGUCAUUGUGUAGAGCAUCACUGUACCAUGUAAACCACUGUGAAAUAUAUUUUCCAUAACCUAAAAUAUUGUAUUUUUAGCUGUUUGAAGCUGGUGUACAAAACUGAAAGUAAAAGAUGCAAAAACUAAACUUCAGAACGGGAAGCAUAGAAAUAGCGCACAUAUAACAGAUCUACCGCUUCUUAGACUUGCUUUCAUUGAGUGACAGAUUUAUAACUCAAUUUAUAUGCGGAUUUGAUCGAGUUGCCCCAAAAAGUUACAUAUUGCAGCUUUAUGCUGAAGACACUUGUAGCAAACAGUGUUUAUUUGAUUUCUCCCUUCACCUAGGUGAAGAAAAUCGCAUCGGAGUACUACGAUGACCUGCCCCACUACACAUCGUGGGUGAAGGUCCUGUAUGACUUCAUUAUGGACGACCAGCUCAGCCCCUACUCUCGUGUGAAGAGGAGGCUAAAGGGAGAUGUCAAGCAGGAGUAA
Coregonus sp. 'balchen' is the source of this 6534-nucleotide messenger RNA. NCBI's taxonomy places the organism in Eukaryota, Metazoa, Chordata, Actinopteri, Salmoniformes, Salmonidae. The record is from the annotation of a GenBank genome assembly.